CCUCCUCACUUUCAUAUACAAGAGCCUUUUUAUAGGAGCCAGAAGAAGCUUCUGAUGCAUCUACAAUAACAGUCACAGUCAAAUCUGUAGUCUAUAUAUGUAAGUUAUUUUUUAUUAUAAAACACCGACAAGCGAUGGCAAAGCGAGCAGCUCGACAGAGGAGCCAGCUGCCCACCUGUUACUAUGAGGGAUACCUGGAGAAGAGGUCCUUCAAAGAUAAGACGUCCCGGAAACUGUGGACCUGCCUGUGUGGCAACACGCUGUUCUUCUUCAAUGAGAAGAGAGACUCUGACUACGUAGAGAAAGUGGAUCUCAAGGAACUGAUCUCAAUCACAGACGACAGCAGCCAGGAUCGUAACUUAGACGCAGCCAGAAUCAACCUCCAGACGAAGGACAGAGUUAUCAAAUUCACUGCUCCUAACGCAGAGGCUCGUGAGCUAUGGAAGGGCUACAUCCGCUCUGUGGCUGAGCUGACGGUACCAUCCUCCCUCAACCUGCUACCAGGCCAGAUCCACAUGCUGAAAGAGACCGUGGAAAAGGAAAAAGGAAGAACAAGAAAUCUUCUUCCACUUCCAACUGCUGUCACCAACUCCACUGCUUACAUCAGCAUCAAAACAGAUAUGCCAGCUUGUUACCACAACGUGUCCCGACUGGAGGCCGAGCUGCUGCUGGAGAGAGUGGCCAAACAAGGAAACCUGCUGCUGAGACCCGGAAGUAACGGAAACUCCUUCGCUGUCACCACCAGACAGGACCUUGAAGGCUCUGUAUUCAGACACUACCGCGUGGCUCGUAAAGUCGAUGGCAGCUUCGCCAUUGAUGUGGACACACCUGUCCCUUGUGCUACGCUCCACGAUGUGAUCAACUAUUUAGUGGAAAAAACCGACCGGGUUCUGAUUCCUCUCAUCAUGGAGGAACCCUACGAGAAAAACAUCUUUUUUAUUCGGUCUGAUAAGGAAAACGGAGAGACGAGCAUUCAUCAGGCCCCGUCAAACACUGCCACACUCCUGCCAACUUUACCCCCCAAAGUCGCUUCGAGAGUUCCGACCCCUGAACCGGCGCCAAAUGAAGAGGACAAUGUCUAUCUGAAUGACGAACCUGUGAAGAAAGAAAAAGAGACAGAGGUUUCCCCAGUUGUUCCACUGCCACAACCAGAGAAAAAAGCUCCAAAGAAAGCAAUUAUGCCUCCAAUUCCUAUUCCUCGCAAAUCGAACCCCGCUUCCUCAAAUAUGAGGACGAGAACCCUCACAGACCCUCUGGGACAGAUUCCUCUAGCAGCAUUAACUGAGCUGAAACUCAAGUUGGGGCAAAAGGCCAGAUCUUAGAGGAAUGUCCUGCAUCUGUGAAAACCUGCUCCACCAGUGAUUCAGAGUCACUAAACCAGUCUGUCCCAGUGAGAUGAACCAACACAAGACAGCGGAGAACAGCUGUUUCCUACAAAAACAACCUGUUUCCUCCUCUGCUCCUCCUCGUCAGCUGGCUGUCGACAGUAAAGCCUCUCUGAAGAUUAACACUGUUAUUGAUUCACUCAUUAGCGAGUUAAUCAGCUGUAACGAGGGAUGUUGCACGUCACAUCAUCCUCACCGUGUUUUGUCAUGUACGUUUUGCACAUUUACCACUGACAAUGGUGCACAUUUACCACUGACAAUGCUGCACAUUCUUCUAAUCAGAUUAUCUACAUCAAUGUUGUUUUUGACUACUUCUUUUUAGUGUAAUCAAAUUGUAUUGUAUAUAUUUUUACUUAUUAUAUAUUUAUUGUAAAACAAAUUACUGCCUCUCCAUACAGUGAAGUGUGAAUGAAACAGGGCUGCAAUUUAUAAUUAUUUUCAUUAUUGAUUAAUCUGUAGAUUAAUUGUUUGGUUUAUAAAAUGUCAGAAGAUAGUGAAAGAGGUGAUGUCUUUAAAUGUCUUGUUUUGUCAAGUACUCAGUUUAAUAUGAUAUAAUACAGAGAAAAGCAGCAAAUCUCCAUAUUUUAGAGGCUGAAAACAGCAUUUUCUACCAUUUUUGCACAAAAAAUAGCUGGCCAUUAUUUUUCGAUUGAUUGGUCGGUUACUGUACCUUCAGUAUUGUAUGUGAAUACAUUAUAUAUAUAUAUAUAUAUAGUGUUUCAGUGAAGGAAAAUUCUUGCUUUUGUCACAUCAAAUCAGAUACAUGUGAACAAACAACUUCCAGUAUGUGCUAUGCAUUUUUUAAAAUAAAGCCGACAUUUGUUUCUUACUUUGUUUUUUAUUCCUCGUUGAAGCAGAAAUCCAAGAACAAAGUGCUCUCGCUCCUUUAUUACCUCAAUGACUGAUACAAUAUUGUGGAAAAAAUUAAACUAUUUACAAUAAAUUGUGACACUGUGUCAGCAUGUGAAAAUAAAGUUGAACAUAACUCUCAGCCGGACGCUUCUUUAAAAUCAUUGCAGGCUACAGUUAUUCAGGAGAUGCAUACAGAGGGAGCAAAGCAAAUACUUGUUACCCUUUAACAUGUAGACGCUACUCAGACGUCGGGCUGUGCACUAGCUAGGGCUGCACGAUUUUGAGAAAAAUAUCUAAUUGCAAUUAUUUUUGACUGAUAUUGCAAUUGUGAUAUGAUUUACGAUGUUAGAUGGAAUGAUAUUUUUUACAUCAUUAUUCUCAUUUUCACUGAAAAACAUUUGAUUAUGGUGUGAUUUUUGCGGCGAUCUGCA
This is a messenger RNA of Sebastes umbrosus (honeycomb rockfish), 2668 nucleotides long. RefSeq names its product signal-transducing adaptor protein 2-like. Lineage: Eukaryota; Metazoa; Chordata; Actinopteri; Perciformes; Sebastidae. The transcript is spliced from 13 exons. Gene Ontology annotation, molecular function: signaling adaptor activity. The coding region runs from base 135 to 1322 and encodes 395 amino acids. The record is from RefSeq and is a predicted model, not a curated record.